AUGAUCAGCACGGGGACGACAAAGGUCCUCAAGCACAUAAAGUUUGCGCACGACGAGCCCGAGCACAGACAGCGCGUCGAGAAGGAGAUUCAGCUCAUGCGUCAACUCUCGGGACACGCAAACAUUGUAGCGCUCGAUGACGCGGAGAUUGGCGACGGGCAGGCGCUCCUGCUGAUGGAGCCAGUGCCACGACAAUUCUGCACAUAUUUGGCGACGCGUGCAAGGCCGUCGCGCACAUGCACUACCAGCGGCCACCCUGUGCUGCACCGCGAUUUGAAAGUGGAGAAUAUCUUGGUUGGCGACAGCGACUACAAGCUGUGCGACUUUGGAUCGGCCACAGACCAGCUGGUGCAACCCGACAGACGUGUGGCGCGUGACCAGGUCGUGGCGCUGGAAGAAGAAAUCCAGCGGUACACAACGCUAGAAUACCGCGCGCCCGAGAUGAUCGACCUGUAUUUGCAGCGCGGCAUCACUGAAAAGGCAGACAUCUGGGCACUGGGCGUGCUUCUGUAUAAGCUGUGCUACUACUGCACACCGUUUGACAAUGCAUCGCCUCUGGCCAUCCUGAAUGCCGAGUACUCGAUCCCAGAACGGCCAUCGUACUCGAAGCAGCUGAAGCACAUUUUCCAGAUCACCAUGCGGGAGGAGCCGCGCGAGCGCUGCACAAUCUACACGCUGUGUGCAUAUGUAUGCGGACUGCGCGGCGAGCAGUGUAUGCUUGAAGACAUCUAUGCUAGCCCUCCAUCGUCGCCGGCUGGAACGCCUAUGAUGCACAGCAUAUCGAAUAAGCAGCUCAAGGUCGGGGACUCCCGGCGCAGCAUCAGCCAAAGCGGUAUGCGGCGAAGCAGACGCCAGCUGCGGACGACUUUUGCAGACCAGAACGCGAUUACCGAGCUGGACUCGGAUGCAAUUGUGCCGAUGCGCCGUGGGCGGCCGACAAAGAAGCCCGAUGCGACAGGAGCUGCCGUAUCGGCGCUACCGAGUGCCAAAUCAACUGCAUUCGAUGCGGCAACGCCACCCCCAAAGCCGGCACGCCUCUACAGUGCAAGCAAGGUUGGCUUCAAGUCAAAGAUGGACUAUGUUUCACCGUACCCGUCCCACAUGUCGAUGAGCCAGCCGACAACGCCGGUAAACCACCAGGAGACCACCAGCGGCCUGGGCAUCUACAGCAAGACGGAGCGCGCAUCAGGGCCGGGUAAGGAAAGCAGGGACACGUUGCCGGUUAGUGCACACACAACAUUGGACGGCCUGGAGAGCCUGUCGAUGGACUUUGUCGAGGGCGCUGUGUUUGGGUCGACGCGGCGGACAUCAAUGGUGCGGCGCAAGCCCAGCCAGCGCACCAGCGUCGCCUCCAGCCCGGCAUCGGCCUUCAGCGAUGUGGCCACACCCAUGCCAGCCGACAAUGUGCGUGGGACGCCGCAUGCAGAAGCUGUGGCGCAGUCAGGGCAGCCACCGAUUCUGCCAAAUUUUGUUCACCAGCCCUUACCUCCUCCGCCGCAGUCCGCUGGCAGCGGGCUGGCCGCAAACAAUCUCCAAGCCCAUGGCGCUCAGACCGUGCAGCUGGCGUCGCCUCCCGUUUCAAGAAAAUCGCUGGGUGCUCCGGACGACGCCAUAGCGUCGCCAUUGUCCAUGGACACACUGUUGCGACAAGGGCAGCAGCAGCUGCAGACAAUGCCGAGUGACGCGCAGUUUGGCGUGUCACCCAGCAACAACCUUGACGAUGCAUUCGACACUUCACACAAUGGGUGGGAUGUGCGGCAGAGCAUCGGUGCGCAAAGCAACAAUUCGCUUCGGCUAUCGACCAUUCUAGAAGCAUACCAGGACAUGGACCUGGGCGAGAGCGACAUGAACAAGUCGGCUGUGCCACAGCCGAAGGCCCGUGUAAAGUCCAUCUACGACAUGACAUGGGACAAGCUGGAGGGCGACAGCAACCGCUACAGCACAUUGUUCGACGACCAGCUGUUCAAUGCCAAGGCGCAGUAUGCAAAGCAGCGCACAUCGCCCUCGGAGGAGGCGCAGAACAGCUGGAAGUCGAUGCCAGCCAGUACCCUCGACGAUAUGCUGAGUCGUAUGGAGGAGUACAACAAGCAGCUCACACCAACCACACCGGCGGCUAAAUCAGACCUGUGGGCAACCCAGCCGCCCACCCAGCCGCCCACCCAGCCACCUCCAGCACUCGCUGCGGUGCCCGAGGAGGCGGAUGUGCUGCCUGUUGACACCGGCCAGCUCGAUAUUGACGAGCUGGUGCGCCGGGCAGGCGACCGCAACCGCAAGAAACUUGUAGCCCAAAACAACCGCCGGUCGAUGUACAUUUCGAACAACGCCGCAUUGGCUGCAACGGCUGAGCUCCUGCCCGAGGACGUCGACGACGGGAUGCGGGUUCUGUCAGACAAUGAAAUGGAGGAUCUGCUGCAAAAGAUGGACAUGUACAACCGCGAGCUGCUGAACGAGCAGGAAAAGUGGCAGGCACCGAGCGAGGCUGGCAUGGACGGAAAGGUUGAUUUGACCAAGAUCGACCAGGUGCUGGAGAUGACCAACGACCGCCUGCUGCGGGAGGAGCAGCAGAACGCGAUUCGCCAGAGCGAGCCCCAGGCUGCCAAGCCCAAAGCCAGCGGGCUGUUCGACAAGGUCAAGUCGGUCGCCAUGGCCAAGUUUGCAAAGCCGGCUGUCAGCCCCGUGCUGUCAGCGGCUGCUGCUGAGCAUGGCUCAACGCCGGUUGGCCAUACCCCUGCGUCCGGCUGA
Linderina pennispora is the source of this 2742-nucleotide messenger RNA. RefSeq lists its product as uncharacterized. Gene Ontology annotation, cellular component: cytoplasm. Gene Ontology annotation, biological process: protein phosphorylation. The transcript has 4 exons. Gene Ontology annotation, molecular function: ATP binding; protein serine/threonine kinase activity. The coding region runs from base 1 to 2742 and encodes 913 amino acids. The record is from RefSeq and is a predicted model, not a curated record. Lineage: Eukaryota; Fungi; Kickxellomycota; Kickxellomycetes; Kickxellales; Kickxellaceae.